GGAGUGAACCGAGCGCAAACAGUGGUGCGGAGAAUUCCGUCUCUUCAAAAACAAGCGCUGUGACGAAAACGAGCGCACCCUGUCUGUACUAGACGAUGUAGGAUUUACGGAAGAGGAGUCCCAGGCGUGGCUGAGGAACUUCCGUCUUUUACAGCACGAAAAUGACAGCGACUUUGCGCCCCUACUUAAACGCUGUGAAGGCCACCUUGCAGGCGGCCCUCUGCCUGGAGAACUUCUCCUCUCAGGUGGUGGAGCGUCACAACAAGCCGGAGGUGGAGGUCAGGAGCAGCAAGGAGCUGCUACUUCAACCUGUGGUGAUCAGCCGUAACGACAAGGAGAAGGUUCUCAUUGAGGGAUCCAUCAACUCUGUCAGAGUCAGCAUCGCUGUCAAACAGGCUGAUGAGAUUGAGAAGAUCCUUUGCCACAAGUUCAUGCGCUUCAUGAUGAUGAGAGCGGAGAACUUCUUCAUUCUCAGGAGGAAACCGGUAGAGGGAUACGAUAUUAGCUUCCUGAUUACCAACUUCCACACGGAGCAGAUGUACAAACACAAGCUGGUGGACUACGUCAUCCACUUCAUGGAGGAGAUCGACAAGGAGAUCAGCGAGAUGAAACUGUCCGUUAAUGCCAGGGCCCGUAUCGUUGCUGAGGAAUUCCUCAAGAACUUCUGAUGGCAGCGUUGGUCCCACACCAGCUGGGAAGACAGUCCGAAAGGGCCAAUCAGCACAAGAGUGGGAAAACUACAGGAGUCAACAGCCAAUCAGAGAGGAGAUGAGAGGAACAUGACCAAUCCGGCGAGGACACCUUUUGCACCCUUCUAGUAUUUCCCUGUACUCAUGGAUAUCAAUGACUGUAUAUAAUGAAACAUGUACCCGUUUCAUUUUUCAGCCACGUAGAACAAAUCCCCAAAUUCAAAGGCGGGUCCUUAAAAGUAUUAAUUAAGUUGGUAGCCAUGACUGCAGGGGGCACUGAGAGCGUGCUGUGGCAAAUAAACCGGCUAGUUUUUUUUUUUUUGUGUGCGCAUACGCGCAAGUCUGCGUGAGCCGUCACCGUAGUUUGUUUUAUUCAAAUUAGUUUCCAAAAUUUCUCUGUUCAAGGACGCCAUGUUUACGUCGUGAAGCAAGAAGCCACCAAAAAAAAAAAACAUGAAAAA
Cyclopterus lumpus (lumpfish) is the source of this 1150-nucleotide messenger RNA. RefSeq names its product actin-related protein 2/3 complex subunit 4-like. The transcript is spliced from 6 exons. Bases 162 to 668 code for a protein of 168 amino acids. NCBI's taxonomy places the organism in Eukaryota, Metazoa, Chordata, Actinopteri, Perciformes, Cyclopteridae. Gene Ontology annotation, molecular function: actin filament binding. Gene Ontology annotation, biological process: Arp2/3 complex-mediated actin nucleation; actin filament polymerization. The record is from RefSeq and is a predicted model, not a curated record. Gene Ontology annotation, cellular component: actin cytoskeleton; Arp2/3 protein complex.